Messenger RNA from Schistocerca serialis cubense, 1443 nucleotides. Its product is annotated as serine/threonine-protein phosphatase 2A 65 kDa regulatory subunit A alpha isoform-like. Gene Ontology annotation, cellular component: protein phosphatase type 2A complex; cytoplasm. Gene Ontology annotation, molecular function: protein phosphatase regulator activity. NCBI's taxonomy places the organism in Eukaryota, Metazoa, Arthropoda, Insecta, Orthoptera, Acrididae. The coding region runs from base 1 to 1443 and encodes 480 amino acids. Gene Ontology annotation, biological process: protein dephosphorylation. The transcript has 10 exons. The record is from RefSeq and is a predicted model, not a curated record.
AUGAUCUGCGACCCGGGCAUGAACAUCGCGAUGUCGCAUUGGUGCGGUGCCUCGCUACCUGAAGAGGCUCCCACUUGGUAUGAGUGUACUCUUGGAGAAGUAUACGAGCACAAAUCAACCAUCAGUUACGGUGCUGACGUAACACAUCCGAACUAUCGGGACACGGUUGCGAAUAUAGAGAAGCUAGUGGCAGAAGAAAGGAGUACGUCUCGGCUACUGGCUUGCAAGGACCUAUGCGCCAUUUAUGGACGAGUUACUCCCACAGUAAAAGAGUACCUAGGUGCACUGUUUCAUCGUCUGUGUGAGGAUGAAGAUAUGCUAGUGCGAAGAAUGGCACUGUCCAUGUUGCCUGCUAUAGCUGAAGACGCUGAUGUCCAGUUUUUUGCUUCUCAUGUAGUGCCCAUUUUCGAGAAGGCCCUGGAAGAUAAGAUUGGUCUUCACUUGGAGGCGACACAGGCUUUAAUCGCUUUGCUUAAAGCUAAGAAACUAUCUGAUGAUGUAUACAGACAUCUUCUGCCAGUUCUGUAUAAAUACGCAGAGGAUUCAUAUUGGCAAGUUCGGUUCUUAAUUGCCAACAGCAUUAAUGAUAUUCACAACUCUGUGAGUUCAUUUAUCCUGCAAUCAAGCUGCUUCUCACUGAUGCUGAAGUUCUCAACGGACGCAGAAUCAAGAGUGCGCUCUGCAGCAGAUCGCUGGUUUCAAGGAUGUUUCAAUUUUUUGGCUACAUCAAGUGAAGUGUUAACUGUACAGCUUUAUUUUCGUACUGAAGCAUUGGUGAUCAGUAUGCUCAUCCUAGCACCAGUUAUAUCAACAGAUAACAGAUGGCAUGCAUAUGAAGCUCCCACUUGGUAUGAGUGUACUCUUGGAGAAGUAUACGAGCACAAAUCAACCAUCUGUUACGGUGCUGACGUAACACAUCCGAACUAUCGGGACACAGUUGCGAAUAUAGAGAAGCUAGUGGCAGCAGAAAGGAAGUACCUAGGUGAACUGUUUCAUCGUCUGUGUGAGGAUGAAGAUAUGCUAGUGCGAAGGAUGGCACUGUCCAUGUUGCCUGCUAUAGCUGAAGACGCUGAUGUCCGGUUUUUUGCUUCUCAUGUAGUGCCCAUUUUCGAGAAGGCCCUGGAAGAUAAGAUUGGUCUUCACUUGGAGGCGACACAGGCUUUAAUCGCUUUGCUUAAAGCUAAGAAACUAUCUGAUGAUGUACACAGAUAUCUUCUGCCAGUUCUGUAUAAAUACGCAGAGGAUUCAUAUUGGCAAGUUCGGUUCUUAAUUGCCAACAGCAUUAAUGAUAUUCACAACUCUGUGAGUUCAUUUAUCCUGCAAUCAAGCUGCUUCUCACUGAUGCUGAAGUUCUCAAGCGACGCAGAAACAAGAGUGCGCUCUGCGGCAGAUCGCUGGUUUCAAGGAUGUUUCAACUUUUUGGCGACAUCAAGUGAGGUGUAG